Siniperca chuatsi (mandarin fish) is the source of this 1570-nucleotide messenger RNA. Its product is annotated as tetraspanin-9. The transcript has 9 exons. The record is from RefSeq and is a predicted model, not a curated record. Gene Ontology annotation, cellular component: membrane. The coding region runs from base 440 to 1159 and encodes 239 amino acids. Lineage: Eukaryota; Metazoa; Chordata; Actinopteri; Centrarchiformes; Sinipercidae.
AGACUGACGUGGAUCUGUUGUGAUGAAUCCGUGUGAUUCAUUCAGAAUCGACAAAAAUGUGGCCUAUUUUCAACCGACGCAGGCAGGGUCUUUGCCCGGCUGGUCCUUCUCUCCAGCACCCGACUGUCACGCCUCCACUCCGGCUCCGUCCUCCGCUGUGCUCCGCCCUCCCUAAGGAGAAUCUCCUCCUCCUCCUCUUCUCCUCUUCUCCAAGCCAUCGACGAAACUUCAAAGCCGACUUCACAGUUAAUAACCGUCGGAUUUAUGUUUUCAUACCGAGUGAUGCUGUGAGGGAAAGCAGCAGAAGUUGGCAUGUGAAAGUUUCUGCGGCUGAAACUCGAGACGUUAGCGGGAAGAUGAGCUCCAGUUCUUAGCCAACGGUACACCUCUAGAGCUUCUGCGUUCUCCUGCUAGUUGAAGUGUGCCUGUCGAUUCAGUCAUGGCUCGUGGUUGCAUCUGCUGCGUUAAAUACAUGCUCUUCCUCUUCAACCUGCUCUUCUGGCUGGGCGGGUGUGGAUUGUUGGGUGUUGGCGUGUGGCUGUCAGUGUCUCAGGGCAGCUUCGCCACCCUGUCGCCCUCCUUCCCGUCGCUCUCCGCCGCCAACCUCAUCAUCACCCUCGGCACUGUCGUCAUGGUGACGGGUUUCCUGGGUUGCCUGGGUGCCAUCAAGGAGAACAAGUGCCUGCUACUGAGUUUUUUCAUCGUUCUGUUGAUCAUCCUCUUGGUCGAACUUAUCCUCCUCAUCCUCUUCUUUGUCUACACCGACAAGGUGAGCGAAAAUGCCAGACAGGACCUGAAAGAAGGGCUGGUGCUGUACAACACAGAUAACAACGCCGGCCUGAGGGAUGCAUGGAAUACCAUACAGGGAGAGUGGCGAUGUUGUGGAGUCAUCAACCACAAUGACUGGUACACUGCCCUGCAUGACAACAUGGUUCCUGACCACUGCUGCCAGCAGUUUUACCAGGGCUGUGGACGCAACGCUUCCAAUACCUUCUGGACACGGGGUUGCUAUGAGAAGGUAGAGGAGUGGCUGGAUGACAACAAACACCUACUGGGAACCAUCGCCAUGUGUGUGUUGGUCAUACAGCUCCUUGGUAUGGCUUUCUCUAUGACGCUUUACCAACAGAUCCACCGAGCAGGGAAGAAGUAUGAAGCCUGAGGGGAUUAACAUGGUCAUACUGUUAAUAUCGGUUACAUACAAUCCCACAGUCAGUCAUAUGUUACCCUCACCUUUUGUUUAUAGUACAAAUAAGCCAGUUAUUGUGUUCCACUACAGCCUUUUAUCUCACAUUUUUUCAUCUAUCCACCCAAUUAUUGUUGUGAAUAGCAUUUGAACUAGUUUUUCUUAUGGUUUGCUUUUUGAAAUCACACUAUAAUUUGUGAUGAAGAUUGGUCUCUGGCAAUCAGAACCGAGAGAAAAGAGUGAGGAGGAGGAGAAGAGUGAGGAGAAGAGAGUUUUUUUUGGUUGUUGGAAGUCAUGCCUGUGGAAAAAUAUAAUGUAUAGAUCCAUUUAGAUAAAACCAGCAUUGUGUACUAACAUGCUCAAUAAAAGCACUCUUCACAAAUGUGA